Messenger RNA from Pseudovirgaria hyperparasitica, 1571 nucleotides. RefSeq lists its product as uncharacterized. The transcript is spliced from 4 exons. The record is from RefSeq and is a predicted model, not a curated record. NCBI's taxonomy places the organism in Eukaryota, Fungi, Ascomycota, Dothideomycetes, Acrospermales, Acrospermaceae. Bases 396 to 1481 code for a protein of 361 amino acids.
GACGGCGUAAACUAUCUCUAGUCGGGGAUGAUGCUGGCUCCUUAAUUAAUUUCGUAGUGAGACGUUAAUCAUAUCACACGCACCGAGCCCGCCCCGCCCCGCGCCAACCUAGCAUCAUUUAGCCCAGAUAUCGCUCAGAGACCGUCGAUAUCUAUAGCGCCUUUUACGUUCUUUCAUACGGUGCGAUUUCAAGCGCGCUUCUUAUAAGGCAGUACUGGGGACGUGCUCUAUCGCCCUACGAUCUCAAGUUCUUGAUCCACGUAUGCGUUGCUUUUGAAAGAGCUUCCGACUUUCGACGUCGCCGUCUGAUCGUUCGAUUCGUAAUUCCACAACACACACACACACACACACACACACACACACACACACACACACACAACUGGUCUCCCUUCGCAAUGGAUCCGAGCAUGCUUCCACCACCGGUGAAUCCCAGCGAUCCUGGGAAAGGACCGUUGAUCAUCGGGACGACGUGGAUGUUGACCGGACUGUGUAUACCCGUGAUAGCAUUCCGAUUCUACGUGCGCAGCAGAGCGCCGAGUAGUCCAGGUCUGGACGACUGGAUAAUGUUGGCAGCGACAGUGCUCCAGAUUACAGCUCAGGCGUUCAUCACAGUGUCAUAUUCCUAUGGAAUGGGAAAACAUGACUUGGACCUCACGUACAAUCAAUUAGUCAACAUCUUGAAAUGGGUCUGGUUCAACAUCGUGCCCGGUAUUCUCGUCUCAAUUCUUGCGCGCAUAUCCAUCACCAUCCUUCUCAUCAGGAUCUUCAACCGGAAGUCAUGGCUGAAGGUGUAUUUGAUCAUUUUUACGAUCUUGCAGAGCAUCGGAGGCAUCAUGGUUAUCAUCAUCAUCUUUGCGCAGUCAGAUCCUGUCGAAGCUCUAUGGAACCCCUUGAUUCCGGCGAAACGAUGGAACCCUAACAUUCAGCUAUAUUCGUCAUAUCUGGUGCAAUCUAUGUUCUCCUUCUCAGACAUCACAUACACGUUCUUCCCCAUCGCCAUCAUCUGGAAACUACAGAUGCCGCUGAAGAAGAAGAUUGGUCUUGCCACCAUCAUGGCCUUCUCCCUGGUCACAGCGCUAGCAUCGAUCAUGAAGACUGUGCUCUCGCAGCCUCCGACAGGCGAACAGACCGACGCGCAGUACCACGCAGUCCAAUCCCUGCCAUGGGCCGUGGCUGAGCAAUGUCUCGUCAUCAUCCUCGGCUCCGUGCCCACGUUCGCAUCGCUGAUUAUGAGGAUCAACCUGGCAUCGAUCCGCUCAUUUGGCUCAUCAAUAUUCAGCAAGUCAAAGGAGAAGUUCAGCGCGACCAGCAGCCAAGACUCCUACCUCGCACUCGGUGUGCGGCCUACCUCGGGCAGAUUCGGCGGGACGCGCAGCGACUCGCCUGCUCCUCUAGACUCGGUCCAUCACAACAACUCGUCACACAAGGACAUUGUGCACACAGAUGGAUACGCGGUGUCAUCUGUCGGCGAUGGACGCUAGACAAUGGUGCAGAGGUUUAAUUUUUUUUCUUCAUUUCUGUUUAUAGUUAACGAUAGAAUUACAUAUGACUUGCAACUUUCUUCUGGGCAG